AUGAAGGUCGCUAUCGUUGGUUCUGGUGUGUCUGGUCUUGCCGCCACUUGGCUGCUGAACGAGUACACACACCACGAAGUGCAUCUAUACGAGGCAGGCUCACGUCCCGGUGGUCAUGUCAACACGGCAACAUUCGUCCAGCCUGGAAAGGAACCCGCAAGAGUGGAUACCGCAUUCAUUGUUUUCAACCCGAUCAUGUACCCUAAUUUCGUGCGCUUCCUUCAGCAAUAUCCGUCGCUACGUGAACGCAUCAUCUCCACUCUUAUGUCCUUCACGGUGACACGAGACGGGGGUGCAUUUAUGUGGGCCAGCAGCUGCCUUCGGUCAUUCUUCUGUCAGUCUUUCCGAGUGUUCGACCCGCGAAUGUGGCGUAUGUUAUAUGACAUCGUCCGUUUCAACGCCUGUGCACCGAAACUCCUCAUGGAGCCCGAGCCCAUAGAUAGGGACGAAAUAACCGUUGGAGAGUACAUACGGCGGGAAGGCUACUCAGACUUUUUCAAAGACAACUAUCUUAUCCCACUGACCGCCGCCAUUUGGAGUACCCCGCCAGACAAAUGCGCACUUGACUUUCCCGCUCGCACUCUCAUCCGAUUCUUUCAAAAUCAUCAUCUCUUGUCUAUCACAAAGCAGGCAACUUGGUUUACCUUCGAAGGCGGAAGCCGGAUGUAUGUUGAUCACAUCCUCUCCUCCCUACCUGCUGCGCACUUCCAUCUCUCCACGCCCGUGCGCUCCGUGAGCUCCGUUCCGUCGGACCGCACAGAGUCAGGAUCGCCAUAUCAGGUAGAGCUCACAACGGCCGCUGGCGAGCGCGUCUUGUACGACCACGUCAUCCUUGCUUGUCACUCGAACGAAUCACUUCAGAUCCUCCGUAAUGGCGGCGGCGUGACCGCUGAUGAGGAACGGAUAUUGGGCUCCGUUGAGUGGACGCCAAACAAGGUCGUCUUGCAUUGCGAUGAGAGGUUUAUGCCGCCGCGUCGCGACUUGUGGUCAUGUUGGAACUACCUGACCAAGCCAGGGGCAGAUAGCCCUGGGCAGGGGAAGCCGAACGCCACCAAUGUAUCUAUCACAUUCUGGAUGAAUGUACUGCAGCGUCUCCCGAUGGAGCGCCACGGGCUCGUCCUCGUUACAGUCAACCCGCCAUUCGAACCCGACCCCGCAAAGGUCGUAGGCCAGUUCAGCUUCGACCAUCCAGUACUGAGCACCAAGACCAUCCGCGCCCAACAAGAGAUCCCCUCGAUCCAGCGGACGCGCGGCAUCUCCUACGCGGGCGGGUGGAUGAACUACGGCUUCCACGAGGACGGGUUCACCGCGGGCCUGCGCGCCGCGUCUGCGCUGCUCACGGGCGCUCACGCGGACGCCUCCAAGACGAAGGGCCGCGCGCCGUUCCCGAUCGUCGACGCGGACGCGCUGCAGGCACACAGGCCCGUGUGGUACGCGGGCGUGCUCGACGCGGUGGAGACGGUCGGCCUGCGCGGGGUGGUGGGCACGCUCUUCUGCUGGCUCCUCGGCGCCGCGCGGCCGAUCGCCGGCGCGCUGGGCGUCGAAGGUGUGAAGGUGGUGAACGCUGAGCUGCGGAGGGACGCUGCGAGGGGGGUCGUGGGUUGA
Molecule: messenger RNA, 1605 nt
Organism: Sparassis crispa
Lineage: Eukaryota; Fungi; Basidiomycota; Agaricomycetes; Polyporales; Sparassidaceae
Product: FAD/NAD(P)-binding domain-containing protein
Exons: 11
Coding region: 1-1605 (534 amino acids)
Molecular function (GO): oxidoreductase activity
Source: RefSeq, a predicted model, not a curated record